This is a messenger RNA of Humulus lupulus (European hop), 1990 nucleotides long. Its product is annotated as pentatricopeptide repeat-containing protein At1g10910, chloroplastic-like. Lineage: Eukaryota; Viridiplantae; Streptophyta; Magnoliopsida; Rosales; Cannabaceae. Gene Ontology annotation, molecular function: protein binding. Bases 1 to 1263 code for a protein of 420 amino acids. The record is from RefSeq and is a predicted model, not a curated record. The transcript is spliced from 8 exons.
AUGGAAGGAGCCUCUCAGUCGCCGGAAGAGCGAAGUCGGAGACCGAGUGAUAAUGGUCGUGCGACGAUGAGGCUUCCCGACAAGGUCCGUUCUGGUCUUGACGUUGAGUCCAGUCCCUACAAUAUCGACUUAACUUGGACCAGUGGCUUGAGUGAAGAAAAUGCGCUCAAGGUAUAUGUCAGAGGAGGUUUGUUUGAAAAGUCUCGAGAAUUGUUAGCUGAACUGCAAGCUAAGGGCUACGCCGAAGAUGAGAUGCCAUACUGUUUAUUGAUGAAUGCACUUGCUAAGACUGGACAGAUCAAUGAAGCUAAAUCAGUUUUUGAUGAAAUGCUUGAGAAAUGCGUUAGCUCGGAUGGUUAUUCCUACAGUAUCAUGAUUUCAGCAUUCUGCAGAGGCGGGCUUUUGGAAGAAGCAAAGCAGUUGGCCAAGGAUUUUGAAGCAAGAUAUGACACAUACGACUUGGUGAUGUUUAACACUAUGCUCUGUGCUUACUGCAGAGCAGGCGAUAUGGAGAGCGUAAUGGAAAUGUUAAAGAAAAUGGAUGAAUUAGCUAUCAGUCCUGAUUAUAAUACCUUUCAUAUCCUAAUAAAAUAUUUCUUUAAGGAGAAGUUGUAUUUGCUUGCUUACCGAAUGACAGUGGACAUGCACAAUAAAGGCCAUCAAUUAGAUGAGGAACUCUGUUCCUCCCUAAUAUUUCAUCUUGGUAAGAUGAAGGCACACCCCGAUGCUUUUUCUGUCUACAAUAUGUUGAGAUAUGGAAAAAGCACCAUGUGCAAGGCUAUCCAUGAAAAGAUUCUCUACAUUUUAAUCACUGGCCGGCUUUUGAAAGAUGCCUAUGUUGUAGUAAAGGACAAUGGAGAGUUGAUUUCCACGCCUGCUAUGAAAAAGUUUACAACUAUAUUUAUUAAGUCAGGAAACAUCAAUUCAAUAAAUGAUGUUUUGAAAGUGAUCCAUGGUUUCGGCUGCAAGAUUGAUGAGGAAAUAUUUCAGAUGGCCAUAUCACGUUAUAUUAUGAAGCCUGAAAAGAAGGAUUUACUUAUUCAACUUCUGCAAUGGAUGUCCCCACAUGAUUAUACUGUUGAUUCAUCUACAAGAAACCUAAUCCUGAAGAACUCUCACUUAUUUGGUCGCCAACUUAUUGCUGAAAUACUGUCCAAGCAGCAUACUAUGUUAAAAGCUCCAAAAUCUGAUAAAAACGAUGGAUUGCUCGUUGAACAGUUGCAGAUCAACCCCUCUUUUGUAGAGAGCUUUCCAUUUGACUGAUACAACAAAUCUCUCUCCGAAAUUUGCACUGGUAAGUGUAUCAAACCUAUGUUUUUUUAUAUUCUCAUGCUUCUGUUGUUGUAUCGUGCAAGGAAUGAAUAAUGCCUGAUUAUGUAACAAGAAAUUAGAAGUUCUGCUUAUACUAGGUCUGUUCGGUAACCAUUAAAAAAUAGUUUUUCAUUUUUUUAAUUAUAAAUUUCAAAAUAAAGUAAAGAAACAUGUUCGGUAGGUGACUCUUGCUUUUUAUUUUUUAAUUUAGAAAUAAAAAUAAAGUAAAUUUUGAAAACAAAAUUAUGUUUUUUUUAAAAUACUUUUUUCAUUUCUCUCUCUCUCAUCUUCCUCACACACACUACAUCAAUGGCGAUUUCUUCGUCUCUCAUCUGUGGCUUCCACUCUCAACUCUGAUUUCUUUGGAUAAGAUUAUCAUCUCAUUCUCACAUAUCUCUAUCAUUUAUUUCACUCUCUCUCUUCCUCUCUUUUAGUUUCAAUAUCAUGUCUCAAAAAUCUAUUUCUCUUUCCUCAUUUUCGAUAUUUUAGAUCUGAGAAUAGCCUGACAAGCAGAAUAGGCUCUUAGAAGAAGAUUUUCAGCUAUUAAAGGUAUGGUUUUAUUUUUAAAAUAUUUGAGUAUGUAUGGGUAUUUAUGAUUUUGAAGGCCUUUUCGUAUUUCUCUUAUUUCUGCUAAUUAAAUUUUAAAUACAGUAGUUAAUAAGUAAGUAGUUGUUCUAGU